Daldinia caldariorum is the source of this 1275-nucleotide messenger RNA. RefSeq lists its product as uncharacterized. NCBI's taxonomy places the organism in Eukaryota, Fungi, Ascomycota, Sordariomycetes, Xylariales, Hypoxylaceae. The transcript is spliced from 3 exons. The record is from RefSeq and is a predicted model, not a curated record. Bases 182 to 1132 code for a protein of 316 amino acids.
UGAAAUGUAACGACCUGGACCUCUCGGCAUUUAUUCUAACCGGUAUAACUAGAAGCGAGAUAAGAUCGCCUGUCCUGAAUUAUAGACAACCCUUUAUUACAUAGCAAUCAUGCCGGGGGAGGAAAUUUGACCGCGAUCUGUAUUUCCUUGAUACGCCGGAAGGGAAACCAAAAUCUUCAAGAUGCGAACAGGUAUUCUUACCUCUAUAACAGCGCUGUCGCUUACCCGCGGAGCAAUCGCUUCAAGAGCAUGCGGAAGCGGCACAAACGCGUCUUCGCAAUACCAGUGGCAUGUGGGCGCCGCAAGGUAUGACGGCGCGGAACCGGGGAAGAAGGAUUCCGCGACAAUAGCAGUAAGCAUAGCGCCAGGCAACCGGAUCAUGGGGACAUUUUUCGAAUGCGUUGCAGAGUGGCCCGAAUCGUGGGAGGGCCGGGACGAAGACGGGAACAUAAUUUGGAGCGAUUGUAUCUGGGCUGGCAACGGCCAAACCUAUGAUACUGCCGUCUCUUUUGCUAUAGAUUGGAAGAAUAAUCUCACAAUGUAUAUAUCUCAUACGUUUGACUGCUCGGACAAUCAGGGAUCCGAGGCUUUAGCUACGGGAUCUUUUAAACUGGACAUGGAUUGCUCAACGAGCGAUGAGGAUGGCACGAGCUGUAUGCUGAAGGGUGAAGGUUUGGAUGUUACCACUACCGGACGUCCUGCUCGUUUAGCUGCAGAUUCUUGCGCAGAUAACGCACAUAGAUACCAGUCGUGGCAGCUCGAGAACUGGCAGCGUAGAUACGAAUUGGUUCCUGGUUCGCCGUCUUCAAGCGUGCCCUCUUCCGAUACUGGUCCGUCAUUCAUCCUGAGAAACAUGGCCAACACGGAUGUUUUUAACUGCACAACAUCAGAAAGCAAUGAUAGCACCGCCGCUGGGACUUGCAAGUUGAACACGGGGGAGAGUCCUACGACUGCAACCUUCAGUUUCAACCGGCGAUUAAACGUGUUAACGAUUAAGCAGCAUUGGGACUGCAGUGAUGCGUCUUCGUUUGAAGCCACCGGUAUUGGUUAUGUCCAAGCAACAUGUAGUCGGGAGGGGAAUUUUCUCUCCUGUACUUCAACCCUGCUCUGGAUUGGUACGGAAACGCUAUGACAACAAUGCCUCUUUAUGGAGAAUGCCACCAUAACGAUGCACCUACCAACUUCAUUCAGGUUGUUGGGGUAAUAAUUACUAUCUGAGGUACCUGGAGAUUGGUAAAUUGCUUAUGGAAGCUCUCUUCUCUCUCUGAGAAGAAA